Knipowitschia caucasica is the source of this 858-nucleotide messenger RNA. The record is from the annotation of a GenBank genome assembly. Lineage: Eukaryota; Metazoa; Chordata; Actinopteri; Gobiiformes; Gobiidae.
AUGGAGACCAUGGCAAAAACUGUACUUAGUCAGGUCUGCAAACUCGUCGAUGAAGACACCGCCGAGCUGCGCCUGGAGUAUUCUCGGCUGCUCUUUGCUAAUUCUGCUUUGUCCGAAAAAGUAAGCAGUUUACAAUGUGAGUUGAGCAAAGUGAAAACAGUCGCUUUGAGCAAAAGUCAGAGGACUGUAGCGGUGCAAACGGACUGCAGCGACGAGGGAGGCGGGCACCGAGAUGAUAUUAACCAACCGACUAUUGAGAAGAUUUUUGGUAAGGACUGGUGUGAAGAUCUUUGGAAAGACAAGGACCCAUCUGUGCUCGAUAAUGUGGCAGACUCGACCGACCAAUGUGAUAAGACUUCAGAUGAUGUGAAAAAGGAAGACAUCUCCGUAGCAUCCAGCAGCCUCCAAACAAAUCCACAAGCAGAAAAAGAUGAGGACACUAAGACUAACCAUAGUUCAAAUGGUUUGGAAGACAACCUCUUGCAUUUGGAGGAAUCCAAAGACACGGACGAUGUUAGUACUUACACCAUUCCCAUUGAGGAUGAUGAGGAAGAUGACGAUGUACAGUUUGUUGAUGAGAGUCAACAAGGACCAAGUCUAAGCGUUCCUACAAGUUCUGAUGAUGUGGAAGAUCUGGACAACUAUUCCCUGGAUACACUUGAGGAAUUUGACAUGGGCACGCUUACACACCACAUGAAAUCACACAAAUCAAACUUCUGCAACAUCUGUAAGCAGAUGUUUCCUUCGGGACAGCUGGACACCCACGUCUGCGUUCCUCCUGUUGCUUCACACAAAGUCACCAAGUCAUGUGAGCUGUGCGUGUUUGAAAGCAGCAUCCACCGUCUACCCCGUGUCUAG